ACAAAAAACACCCUAGUUUUUUGGCGCACUUUGAAGCCGUCGAGGAAAAUUUGGGAGCUUUCUGGAAAAUCUUCCCGUUUUUGCACGUUUAAAAAGUAUUCCUCUGACAAAAUUCACUAGAAAUGUCCAGGAAGCUCAGAUCCCGAAAUUCAACAACUAAAUUCAAAGUGACUUCUCCUGAGAAUAUUUUGCAAAAUAUCGGAAAAUUCUGCCAAUUUUGCCUGAAUUUAGAAAGUGAGCUCGUAGAGGUGGGUUCUGCAAUUAUGGGAAACAAUACCUAUGGGGAUUUAUUUAAAUAUUUAGUAGGAGAUAGUAAAAAUGUUAAUUUGGAGGUUUCUGGAGGGAUUUGUGAGGAUUGUGCUAAGAAUCUUGUGUCAGCUUACAAUUUUAAGCAAAAGUGCCUUGAAAAUCUUGAGCUUAUCAAUCAGAAACUUACCUCAAUUUUAACGGAAGUUAAAGACGAAGCUGGAGAAAUGCCUGAAAGUGAGUAUGACAAAAACUUUUCAGGAGCACAAAAAGAAUUCAUUUGUGGUGAAUGUGGGAAGAUCCUCUCGAGUAAAAGUGGUCUGAAAUCCCAUUUAUUUCGGCACAAACAUGGGAAUCAAUACAAAUGUCCAGUAUGCGAAGAUAUCUUCAGGAAUUUCAACGCCCGGAAACGUCAUGUAAAUCUGGUGCACUUUAACCGAAAGAUCUAUCAGUGUUUGUUCUGUGAGGAGUCUUUUCAAUACAACAACACUCAUCGGGAGCACAUUCGCAAGGUGCAUGAGAGAGAACAGGACGUGGAAUGCCCAAAAUGUCCUAAGAAGUUUUACUCAGAAGGAGAACUUCUGAGACAUCGGGCUAUUCAUGAUUUUGUACCGAGAUGCAAGCAAUGUGGGAAGACUUACAAGGAUAUCCGGAUACUGAAGAAGCACAUGAAGAUAUUUCACAAUAUUUCAAAUUAUCAGCCACCAGAGUUGUCUAUCAAACCGGAUGAAGUGCUCCCGGAAGACUGCAUGGUGACCAGGAGGAUUUUCUCAUGCGAAAAAUGCCAGAAAGUUUUCAAAGGUCCAAUUAAUCUCGAAAAACAUCUCAAGACAGUUCACCGGGAAUGGCUUUGCACAGAAUGUGGAAAGGUGAUCAAGGGAACUUCCUAUUCUGUCCAUAUGAAUACUCACACUGAGAAUCCACAAAUCUGCCCUGAUUGUGGCAAGGCUCAAAGUUCAGCUGCAGCUCUGAAGAGGCACCAAAAGAGAGUGCAUGGCCCUAAAGUGGCCAAAAGCUAUGACUGCCCUCAAUGUAAUCUUAAGUUUGUCUCUCCGCACACGAGAAGGUACCAUGUGGCUAAGAUCCACACGAAAAAACCUCUCUACGUCUGUCACUGUGGUCAGGAGUUUCUGUACCAUCAUGUUUACAAGAGGCACGAAAGAAGGGAUCAUACUGGAGACUUUCCGUAUAAUUGCGAUAUCUGCCCCAAAAAAUUCCUGACCUUGGCCGAAUGCAGGAGACAUCGUCAGAGUCACUCCAACGAACGCAGUUUCAAAUGUCGAAUCUGUGAGAAGGACUUCAAGACAGAUGUUGCUCUGUACAUUCACAUGAAGAGUCACCGGACGGUUGAGAGAUAAA
Molecule: messenger RNA, 1605 nt
Organism: Phlebotomus papatasi
Lineage: Eukaryota; Metazoa; Arthropoda; Insecta; Diptera; Psychodidae
Product: zinc finger protein 85-like
Exons: 3
Coding region: 123-1604 (493 amino acids)
Biological process (GO): regulation of transcription by RNA polymerase II
Cellular component (GO): nucleus
Molecular function (GO): zinc ion binding; DNA-binding transcription factor activity; RNA polymerase II cis-regulatory region sequence-specific DNA binding
Source: RefSeq, a predicted model, not a curated record